Messenger RNA from Bemisia tabaci, 2814 nucleotides. The record is from RefSeq and is a predicted model, not a curated record. NCBI's taxonomy places the organism in Eukaryota, Metazoa, Arthropoda, Insecta, Hemiptera, Aleyrodidae.
AUGGCUACGGGUUCAGAGACUAAUACGUUUCAUCGUAGCACCUUGCUGUCAAAAAUUCAAAAUCUAAUCCAACUUGUCCAUGAAAGCAAAGAUGAUUUCAAGAAAAUUCUCACAGAAGAGAACGUCAAAUCACUAUACCCUCGGUACGAAAUGCUUGAUAAGUUUCGUAGCAGAUUUGAGGAGUUCAUCGAUCAAGCCAUUGAAUUUAACUCUGAAAAUCCUGAUAAUGAAAUCGAUUUCCUGCCCCUACAAUCUGAAUUUAACAGAAUUCUCUGUGACUCUCAGAUGAUGUACCUAAGAGUUUCCGCUAAAAGAGUCGCCAAUGAAAAUGCAUCCGGUAAUAGCUCAACUCUUAUCAACACCACUGCCCAGAUGCUUGGGCCCAAGAUACGAUUACCCAAGCUGGAGCUAACGCAUUUCUCUGGACAAAUUGAGAACUGGCGCACCUUUUACAACCUGUUCAAAGCCUCUGUUCAUGAUUCCGCUCAUUUACAAGAGGUCGAAAAAUUCCAGUAUCUAAUCGGCAGUCUCCGUGGUGAUGCUCUCGCCCUGAUUAAAGGCCUAGACAUCACAGCGGCCAACUACGCUGUUGCAUGGAACCUACUGUGCAAAAGAUAUCAGAGCGAACGCCGGCACGUGUUUCAUCAUUUCACCGGCCUACUAGAUUUACCCGAGAUCAAGAACAGCAACCAGGUGCAUACUCUCCUCACCAAGCUUCGGGAGCACACUCAAGCUCUCACAGCCUUAGGCCACGAGUCCGAGUCUUAUGACGGCAUGCUCACUGCGGUGCUCAUCCGUAAAUUGUCACCUGGACUGUGGCGUCGCUUCGAAGAUUUCCGCGAGGCAGCCGAUAAUGCAUAUCCUAAAUUAGCAGAAAUCAUAGCUUUCCUCGAAAAAGAGCUCAUGUUUUCUGACGACAUUUUUACCUCCCGCAAAGAGGGUACGGCACCAGAAAAAGUCUCAAAAACUUUGGUAACUACGUCAGGUGGUGAAAAUUCAAGCAAGAAAAAGAAAGCUAAAGAGACAGACAGUGUCUUUGUCACCGCUACAGAGGCCAAAACUGAAGACCGCGCGCCCAGUUGCCUCAUUUGUCCUGAAAAACAUUGGCUCAAUCGCUGCCCUCUGUUUCUCCGAGACCCACCCGACAAGAGGCUAGAAACCAUCCGGAAUCACCAUCUAUGUCAGCUAUGCUUCAGCCCAAAACACGAGCUGGGUAAGUGCCCUCGCAAUUUCGAUUGUCACCUUUGUCAUCAAAAACAUAGCGUCUACCUUCACGGGGCGGCUGGGCUAGCACCCAAAAAUCCUGAACCGCAGACCGAGGAAAGACCGCAUGUGGCUAUGGUCAGUUCAUCGUCCCAAGAGGAUACACUCGCAUUGCUCGCCACGGUUCAAGUAGAGGUCUGCUCAGCCAAAGGUUCGAUAAACGUAAGAGGAAUCCUGGACUUAGCUUGCCAAUCCACCUUGGUGACCACAGCAUGCGCAAAAACUUUACAACUGCCAAUUGACUCAAACCUGUUUUCCAUCAACGGAGUUUCCGACAACCCCGUGAAAACACGGGGCUCAACUCGCAUCACGCUCAAGGCCAAAGGAAAGACGCUGGCUAAAAAUCAUGUAGUAACAGUUGUAGACAAAAUCAUCAACGCAACUCCAGCCCAGCAUCUGUCACCGACGAUUAGAGCGCGCCUGGCAGGCCUACCAUUGGCUGAUGAGUUUUUCGAUGUACCAGCCCCUGCCGGGAUCCUCAUCGGAGUGGAUAUCCUACCUAGGUUGCUGUGCGGUGAAAUCAUUUCCUUCGGAGACGGAUUUCCAGUAGCCCUCAAAACCAAAAUCGGUUAUGCGUUAUUCGGCACAGCACCAGUGCUUAAGAACGCUCAUGCACUCAUGGUCUGCACUUCCGAUGAGUCCGAACUGGAUGACAAAGAAUCACCACACAACCCACAAGUAUCCUCCAAAGAACUUCAGAAAUUUGGAGAAUCACAGCCCGCCAUUACUAUCAACACAUCAGACUUUCCCGCAGAAAAGCGCAUCAACAAAGCCACUGUAAGAUUACCCUCCAGUGACUUUCGAGUCAGGCUUCCUUUUGCGAAAGCUCUAGAAGUGGUUGAGGCCUCAUCACCUCAGAUUCUCAUACGUCUCAAAAUCUUAGAGACUCAGUUCAAGUCUACACCUGAGCUGAAAGAAAAAUAUGUCAGAUUAACUCAAAGCUAUUUAGGUGCAGGGCAGCUGGCCCUAGCAACUGCCGAUGUUUUGCACCGCGCCAACUGCAUAAUGCCUCACUCGACCGUGAUUUCACCCACCGGUAAAAUCCGAAUUAUAAGCAAUGCCCGUGCUAAUUGUGAGACUGCAAGUGGCCCUUCGCUGAACAACGUGUUCCAUAUCAAACCGAACACUCUGAAAGACGGCCGGGAGAUCAUCCUGAACUCUCGUCGUCACAACCUAAUGUUUUCAUACGAUCUCAGGCAAAUGAAUCUACAAGUCGCCCUUCAUCCUGAUGAUCACCAAUACCGGUUAAUACUCUGGAGAUUCAACGAAAAACCUCUCCGGCUGUAUCAGUACACCAACGUCUCUUUCGGAAUCGCAAACUCCAACUUCUUGACGGCUUGCGCGUUCAACAAAUUAGCCGCCCAGCUUCAAGAACAGUUUCCGAGCACUUACGAAAUGCUCAUGGAAGAAAACUAUGUCGAUGACGCAGCGGGGAUCAGUCGUGUCACAGACACCCUCCAGUUGCGCCAAGAGCUAACCGCCUUGCUAGACCGCGGGAAACUCAAGCUGCGGCGAUGGCUCGACACCGACCCUCGAGCACCGGAAUCUUAA